This is a messenger RNA of Molossus molossus (Pallas's mastiff bat), 897 nucleotides long. It is a transcript of the gene TMEM139, whose product is annotated as transmembrane protein 139. Bases 16 to 660 code for a protein of 214 amino acids. The transcript is spliced from 3 exons. The record is from RefSeq and is a predicted model, not a curated record. Lineage: Eukaryota; Metazoa; Chordata; Mammalia; Chiroptera; Molossidae.
GCCUGGGGAGGGGCCAUGGUGCCAAGACAGUUGUGGGGGAGACUGGAGAAGCCAUUUCUCUACCUGUGCUGCAUCUCCUUCUUCCUGGGGCUGGCUUUCCUGGGCAUCUGGCCGGACAUCAACCCUGCUGCUUAUAUUUUUCUGACCUUGGGUGGCUUCUUCUUGUUUGCCUGCCUCCUGGCCUGUUUUCUGGAAUGGGUGUUCCGAUCAGUGCAGCCGGAGAGCCCAGGGGCCUCAGGCAAUGCUCGGGACAAUGAAGCCUUUGAGGUGCCAACCUAUGAAGAGGCUGUGGUGUUGGAAUCACAGUGCCGCCCCCCAGAGUCGGAUCAACCACCUCCCUACAGCAGUGUUGUAAUCCCCCCAGGACUUACAGAGGGACAGCCUGGCCAUCCAGAGGGGCCCAGGAGAGCCAGAGUGGAAAGGCGAGUGGGUUCAGAGGAGUCUAUGACCCCAGGAAGCCCUGGAAGAGCUCCAAUCAGCCUUCGGCUUCGGGGACCACGAGUCGUGUCCACAGCUCCUGAUCUGCAGAGCUUGGGCACGCCCCCCAAAUUGGAGUCGCUCCCCAAACCGGAGCCUCUUACUCCACCCCCCGACUAUGAUAUCAGCUUUGGUCACCCUGAUGAUAAUGUUUUUUAUGAAGACAACUGGACACCCCCCUAACAGACUUUCCCAGCGUAUACCAUCUCUCUGCACCAUCCCACUCAUUCAUUUGACCACAUUUCCCAGUGCCUGCUCCUCAUCAGGAACUGGACAUCAAAAAGGGGGACUUUAACCCAGAGGAGAGUCAGGCUAAGAUCUCAGCAAGCACCAGAUCGGCUGCUAUCACGUGCGGCGGCCUUGGUGUAGGUUUUACACCUACCCUCCUCUGAGAUGCGCCCGCCACUCAGGCCUCCAGUC